This is a messenger RNA of Yamadazyma tenuis ATCC 10573, 340 nucleotides long. The record is from RefSeq and is a predicted model, not a curated record. NCBI's taxonomy places the organism in Eukaryota, Fungi, Ascomycota, Pichiomycetes, Serinales, Debaryomycetaceae.
UUCACCAAGUCAGCGAGGGCUCGUGCUGGGUCCACAAAAGGCAACAACAAUACCGAUAUGGAAACACAAAAAGGGGACCGAAAAUUCAAACCACCACAAGUAAACACAAACGCCAGCAAUACUGACGUCUUGGCUCCAGUUCUGGGAGGUACAAGCUUAAAAACCAGUUUGAGUGCCGGCUACAAUUCUUCAAACGCAACCAUUUGGGAACACAACAGCGGACAAAGCUCUCUUAAGACGAUGAUUGCACUCUCUUGCUUUCUUCUCUUUUCAUUUCAGAUUAUUCUCUUCAUCUGAAUCUCCUCUUGUAUUCUCUGUCCAUAGCUAAUAAAUGAUAUAU